Molecule: messenger RNA, 1504 nt
Organism: Plectropomus leopardus (leopard coralgrouper)
Lineage: Eukaryota; Metazoa; Chordata; Actinopteri; Perciformes; Serranidae
Source: RefSeq, a predicted model, not a curated record
CCUCCUCCCCUCUCCUCCCUGCGCCUCCUCCUGCCUCCUCUCCGCCUCCUCACGGCGGCCAUGUGGCAGGUCGCUCGGCAGCAGAGCGUCAAGCAUUAUGGGAUGCUGGAGGACUUUGUUUCCAUGGUGACGGAGGUGGUCCCUCAGCUGCUGACAGACAGACAGAAGAGUGUGCUGCUGCUGGCGCUCAGAGCCAAGGUGACCCUCAGUGACUCUCAGGCCGGCCACGCCCACCUGGAGAAGAUCCGCUCUGUCUCCGAGGCGACGGUGGACGGAUGGUGUUCAGCUCUGAAGACUCUGACGGACAAACUGAUGCGGAGUCCAACGGACACACAGCGCCUCCUGCAGGAGGUGUUCGACCACAGCUUUGACUCAGCUCUGCAGUCUCUGCUAUCAGACUUCCUGUCGCGGAUCGAGCAGCUGUUUCCUGUUCCCGACUUCAAACAGGUGGCCUCCUGGCUCAGUGCUGCCCCCGGUGGUCUGGAGGAGUGUCUGCAGGAGGCCGACAGGGACGACCUCCGGGAGCUGCUGACCAAUCAGAGCGGUCAGCUUGGACAUGUGACCACCACAGUGAGUCAGGACUCGGAGAAGAUCCUCCUCGCAGCCUGGUCCCACCCCCUCCUCACCCAACUGAUCAAUCCUGAGCCUGACCCCGCCCCCGCCGAGUCAAUCCAAUCAGAUCCUCUCCCUGACGUGGAGAUGGUGAAGGUGGAGGUGGUGGUGAUGACGGAGGACGAGCAGGAGGAGGUGGAGGAGACCGUGAUAGGCCAGUCGCCGGGUGAGCCAGAGGCGUCCAGUGGAAGCUCAGCAGUGGGCGGAGUCACAUCUGUGGUUAUGGAAGUGGACAGAUUGAAGGACUCACCUGGAACCUUUGCAGACCAAUCAGAGGAUGCAGUGGACCAAUCAGAUCAGGCCUGCACUGAGGUCACAGCCAAUGCUCUGUACAGCAUUUCCCAUAAUUCCCAGCGAGUGGCUCACAAGUGUCCUCAGUGUGGUAAAUGUUUCAUCUACAGAUCUCAGGUGAUCCGCCACCUGCGCACCAAUAAGUCCUGUGGGUCGGCGCUGACCGGAGCUGUGAGCUUACCUGAAGAGGAGCCCCGCCUCCCUGAGCCCCGCCCCUCCAGGACCCACUCCUGUUUCCAGUGUAACGCCGUCUUUAAAACCAAAGCUGAGCUGCUGUCGCACCAGCGCAGCCACCGGGCCCGGCCCGUCUACCAGUGCGGCCAGUGUGACAAGGAGUUCCACCACCUGUCCAGUUUGACCAAUCACAAACAGACGCAUCUGGGCAGAGGCGGGUUCACCUGCAGCAGGUGCGACAAGGUGUUCGAGUCCGCCAAAGAGAGAGACGCCCACCGGCUGCAGCACCGGCUGCCAGACCUCACCUGUACGGUUUGCGAUCAGACGUUCAGCUCUCAGACUCAGCUGCUGCGACACCUGCAGACGCACUCCGUGGAGGGCGCCGAGCCCUGCUACAGCUGCCGCUUCUGUGACCAGACCUUCUCAG